Messenger RNA from Acanthoscelides obtectus, 249 nucleotides. The record is from the annotation of a GenBank genome assembly. NCBI's taxonomy places the organism in Eukaryota, Metazoa, Arthropoda, Insecta, Coleoptera, Chrysomelidae.
AUGGAUAAAAAAUAUGUUGGCGAAUAUAUAGUCAUUACCACUUCAGGGGUUAAGAUAGAUCAUGACCUGAAAUUUUUAGGCAGAAGAUGUAACAGUGCAACUGCCAGUUGGUACGGCACCAGUCCCAAAGAAGAAAUGGGAAGGAAUCUGGGAUGCGACGAAAUUCGGCAACAUAUGCAAUCAGAUGAGUUAUACGCCUCCCAAUCAAAGUGAAGAUUGCUUAUUUGUGAAUAAUGUCUAUACACCCAA